Eufriesea mexicana is the source of this 597-nucleotide messenger RNA. RefSeq lists its product as uncharacterized. Gene Ontology annotation, biological process: DNA transposition; DNA integration. The coding region runs from base 1 to 597 and encodes 198 amino acids. The transcript has a single exon. Gene Ontology annotation, molecular function: DNA binding. The record is from RefSeq and is a predicted model, not a curated record. Lineage: Eukaryota; Metazoa; Arthropoda; Insecta; Hymenoptera; Apidae.
AUGUUACCACAGUAUCCCUCAGUAUUGAGCUUGAAACACGUUGAAAUGGGUCGUAAAGGAAAGAAUACAUCGUUUGAUUUACGUCAAUUAAUAAUUUUUCAUCGUGGAAAAGCAAAGUCUUACCGCGACAUUAGUUCUUUACUUAAAAUCAGUAAAAGUACGGUCGCUGACAUUGUUAGGAGGUUCGAGGAUGAAGAUCGUAUCGACUUUAUUCCUCAAACUGGUCGACCAGCCGCUCUAACUGCGAGAGAAAAAAGAGGAAUGGUUCGAAAAAUUAAAGCAAAUCCUCGAUCAAGUGUUCCGAAAUUGGCGGCAGAACAUUAUGAAGAGACAGGAACACGAGUUCAUCCCGAAACAAUUCGGAGAACUCUUAGGCAACACGGGUACAACGACCGUGUCUGUAGAAAGAAGCCUUUUAUUAACGAGGCCAAGAGGAAAAAGCGUGUAUUCUUCGCACGAGAGUUUAUUUCAAAGGAGGAAUCAUGGUGGGACAACGUUACAUUUGCUGAUGAAAGCAAAUUUAACAUCCACAAUUCAGAUGGAAGAAGAAUGGUGUGGCGGAAAGCGAAUAAAGAGUUCCACCAUCGAAACACGUGA